Messenger RNA from Mangifera indica (mango), 1162 nucleotides. RefSeq names its product tRNA threonylcarbamoyladenosine dehydratase-like. Lineage: Eukaryota; Viridiplantae; Streptophyta; Magnoliopsida; Sapindales; Anacardiaceae. The coding region runs from base 68 to 1147 and encodes 359 amino acids. The transcript has 8 exons. Gene Ontology annotation, biological process: cyclic threonylcarbamoyladenosine biosynthetic process. Gene Ontology annotation, molecular function: ubiquitin-like modifier activating enzyme activity; tRNA threonylcarbamoyladenosine dehydratase activity. Gene Ontology annotation, cellular component: plastid. The record is from RefSeq and is a predicted model, not a curated record.
GGCUAAAAGCCGCGUGUCGCACAGUUAGGAGUGUUCGGGACGGCAAGAUAGUGGAGAGUAAAAGAAAAUGGAGGAGAAAGUGAAGUGCUUGGCAUUGGUAGGAGCUGGCGCUCUAUUGGGCUCCGUUUCAACUGUUAUUCUCUAUAAACUUCUUUCAAGAUAUAUGGCAGACACAAGCUCUGAAAAUGGUAAAGAACUUGUAUCUACUACAGCAAUUGGUUCUUGUGCGAUGAAGGGUGAGAUGCCAGGUUUAGAUAUCCUGAAAGAUGAAAUAGUUUCUGAACAACUGACCAGGAAUAUUCAAUUCUUUGGCAUUGAGUUGCAGCAGAAAGUGACUGCAUCAUAUGUUGUUGUCAUUGGUCUUGGAGGGGUUGGGAGUCAUGCAGCUUCUAUGCUUUUGAGAUCAGGGGUUGGCAGGCUCCUCUUGGUGGAUUUCGAUCAAGUAUCACUUUCAUCAUUAAAUCGACAUGCUGUUGCAACCCGAGCCGAUGUUGGUACUCCAAAAGCUCAGUGCCUCAAAAGGCAUUUCUCAUUGAUCUUCCCAGAAUGCUGCAUAGAGGCAAAAGUGCUGCUCUAUGAUGCAAAAUCCGAAGAAGAAAUUCUUUCAGGCCACCCUGAUUUUGUUCUGGACUGCAUUGAUAACAUUGAUACAAAGGUAGCACUUCUUGCUGCUUGUGUACGUAGGGGUUUGAAGGUUCUAUCUGCAACAGGAGCUGGUGCUAGAGCUGACCCUACAAGAAUUCGUGUGGCUGAUUUAAAAGAGUCAACAAAUGAUCCACUGUCUCGAUCUGUAAGGCAUCGUUUGAAGAAAGAUUAUGGCAUUGAAGGUGGUAUUCCCGUUGUUUUUUCCUUGGAGAAACCUAAGGUAAAGCUGCUCCCAUUUAAGGGGCCAAGUGGAGCAGAGGAAAAUCCUUUAGAUUAUCAAAUGGUACCUGGGUUCAGGGUUCGCAUCAUACCUGUUCUAGGUAGCAUCCCUGCAAUUUUUGGACAGGUCAUGGCCUCCUAUGUUGUGACACAGCUAUCUGGAUUGAACGUUCAAACGGAGCCCAUAGUAACCUUAGAUAGUGAUCAUUACCAGGUGCUUCACCAACGCCUUAUUGAGCAUGAAGAAUCCCUCUAUGGCACAAAUGAGGAAGUCCAGGUUUGAAAAUUUUUUAGUUAA